This is a messenger RNA of Saxophila tyrrhenica, 2439 nucleotides long. RefSeq names its product carnitine O-acetyltransferase yat1 (gene YAT1). Gene Ontology annotation, biological process: carnitine metabolic process. NCBI's taxonomy places the organism in Eukaryota, Fungi, Ascomycota, Dothideomycetes, Mycosphaerellales, Extremaceae. Gene Ontology annotation, cellular component: mitochondrion. The record is from RefSeq and is a predicted model, not a curated record. Gene Ontology annotation, molecular function: carnitine O-acetyltransferase activity. The transcript is spliced from 3 exons. The coding region runs from base 1 to 2439 and encodes 812 amino acids.
AUGCCUGAGCGAUCUGAAGCCAACGCCAAAGAGGCAACGCAGAGCUUCAGCAAGGAGGAACAGAACCCGAUCACCAACAACGGGGAUCACAAGUCGAAGCCUGGUAUCACGUUCGCAGCACAGGACAAGCUGCCGAAGCUUCCCAUCCCAGAUCUUGAAGCGACGUGCAAGAGGUAUUUGGGGUCUCUUGAUCCUCUGCAGACCGCGCGAGAGCAUCAUGAUUCCGAGCGAGCGAUAGAAGAGUUUCUUCGAACGGACGGACCUGCUUUGCAGGAGAAGCUGAAGUCGUAUGCGGAGGGAAAGACGAGCUACAUCGAGCAGUUUUGGUACGAUUCAUACCUGAACUUCGACAACCCGGUGGUUCUCAACCUCAAUCCGUUCUUUCUGCUGGAAGAUGACCCCACGCCAGCUCGCAAUAACCAGGUGACCAGGGCAGCUUCAUUGGCCAUCUCAGCGUUGUCGUUCGUUCGUGCCGUACGAAAAGAGGAACUGCCGCCAGACAUGCUCCGGAAUCAACCGCUAUGCAUGUACCAGUACUCUCGCAUGUUUGGCACCGCUCGGAUACCCACCGAGAACGGCUGCCAGAUCGGCCAGGAUCCAUCUGCCAAGCACAUCGUCGUGCUCUGUCGAGGACAAUUUUACUGGUUCGACUGCAUGGACGAGAACAACGACCUGAUCAUGACCGAGAAAGACCUCAGUCUGAACUUGCAAGUCAUCGUCAAUGAUGCAGAAGAGACUCCGAUCCAGGAUGCAGCUCGUGGCGCCUUGGGAGUGCUGAGCACGGAGAACCGCAAGAUCUGGUCCAGCUUGAGAGAUCUCCUCGGUAAGGACGAGGGCUCAAACAACAGCGACUGCCUUAACAUUGUGGACUCUGCACUCUUCAUUCUCUGCCUGGACGGCACCGAACCGAAGAGCAGCUCCGAUCUCUGCAUGAACAUGUUGUGUGGUACCUCGAACGUUGAGAAGGGUGUGCAAGUUGGUACUUGUACGAACCGAUGGUACGACAAGCUGCAGAUCAUCGUGUGCAAGAACGGCAGCGCCGGUAUCAACUUCGAACAUACUGGCGUGGAUGGCCACACCGUGCUGCGGUUCGCUUCAGACGUCUACACUGAUACUAUCCUACGAUUCGCGAAGAGCAUCAACGGCUUAGCUCCGUCUCUUUGGGCAUCAGCUUCACCAGAUCCAUCGAAGCGCGACCCGAAGAGCUUUGGGGAUGUGAACACGACCCCUCACAAGCUUGAAUGGGAUAUGGUCCCAGAACUAUCGACAGCGCUUCGUUUCGCCGAAACACGUCUAGCGGACCUGAUCGGACAGAACGAGUUCGCGACUCUCGAGUUCAUGAGCUACGGCAAGAACUUCAUGACCUCAAUGGGCUUCUCCCCAGAUGCAUUCGUGCAGAUGGCCUACCAAGCAGCUUACUACGGCAUGUACGGACGCAUGGAAUCGCAAUACGAGCCCGCAAUGACCAAGACCUUCUUCCACGGCCGCACCGAAGCCAUCCGACCCGUCACCCAAGAGAGCGUCAAGUUCGUCCGCACCUUCUGGGCUGAGAACCCUGCCGAGCAAAAGAUUGAAGCCCUCCGCAAAGCCUGCGAAAAGCACACCGCCAUCACGAAAGAAUGCGCCAAAGCCCAAGGCCACGACCGCCACCUCUACGCCCUGAUGUCCCUCUGGCAACGCCAGGCCGAAGCAGACUACUCCGUCAACACGUCCGCCUCCCGCGAGCCGGCCAGCGUCAGCACCAACGGCGGCUGGAACAGCCCCACCGGCGAUCGCGACCCAGACCACGACGGGAGCCACGUCUCCUCGCCGAACCGCAACAGCGUCGUGAUGAGCGACGACGGCAGCCAAGCGCCCUCCACCAGCCCGCCGCGCCAGCAACACAGUCUCCCGUCCAUCUUCGCCGACGCGGGCUGGGAUAAGAUCAACAAUACCAUCCUCUCCACCUCCAACUGCGGCAACCCCUCGCUCCGCCACUUCGGCUUCGGCCCAACCUCCGGCGAUGGCUUCGGCAUCGGAUAUAUCAUCAAAGACGGCUCCGUGUCCAUCUGCGCCAGUAGCAAGCAUCGCCAGACCAAACGCUUCAUCGACGCCAUCGAAGCUUACUUCAUCGAGAUCCGGAAGCUGCUGCGAGCCGGGCGGCAGAGGGGGAAGAGCGAGGAUAAAGGCGCGAGUCGCGCGAGGGAGGCAGAGGAGAAUCGCCCGCGCGGGCAGAGGUUGAAGAGCAGGGGGAGGAUUAUCGGAGGGGAUGUGGCGAAGGGGGAGGCUGGGGGAGAUGAGAGUGGGGUUGCUAGUGAUGAUGAGAUGGGGGGUUAUGGAUUCUUCGACGCCGGCAUGCUGCAGGCGGCGCUCAAGUCGAAGGAGGAAGGCGAGCGGCCGAUGGAGAAGGUGGCGCAGCGGAGGGAAGUGGGGAAGAAGUUGCGGCUGAUGGAGUAUUGA